UUGAAUCCUGCCUUCUCAGCCACACGGAAUCAGCUGCGACAAAAACUGGCCAAGUACGAUGUUCGAGAGUUUGCAACCCUCAUAAUUGAUGUAUUGAAGGAAGCAAAACGUCGCUACUUCGGUCGACCUCCCGAAGAUCCGCAAGACUCAGAUUCCGGUAAUCUACACAACUUUUCAAGUAAUACGAGAAUGGAUUCUAGUGAGCUCAACAAUAGAGAUUACGAUGAUGUUGCUGAUUUUCCAGGCAGGCUGGGCGAAAUGCGCUCCAGUGGUACGACAAGGUAUGCGCAAUGA
Messenger RNA from Cylicostephanus goldi, 294 nucleotides. The record is from the annotation of a GenBank genome assembly. Lineage: Eukaryota; Metazoa; Nematoda; Chromadorea; Rhabditida; Strongylidae.